Molecule: messenger RNA, 1398 nt
Organism: Orussus abietinus
Lineage: Eukaryota; Metazoa; Arthropoda; Insecta; Hymenoptera; Orussidae
Product: coiled-coil domain-containing protein 96
Exons: 7
Coding region: 1-1398 (465 amino acids)
Biological process (GO): cilium assembly
Cellular component (GO): axoneme; ciliary basal body
Source: RefSeq, a predicted model, not a curated record
AUGAGUCCCUUCGAGCCAGGGGACGCGAAGGUCCUGGAGGUCUUCGACGUGCACCACUCCGCGCAGGACAUCCCGGAAUGGACACCGAUGGAGGAGGAGCUCGAGGGGGAGGAAGACCAGGACGAGCCUCGGUACUUCGACCUCGAGGAUGGUCACGAUGAGCAAGAAAACGCACAAGAAGGGUACGACGAGGACGACGAACCCGAGGAGGCGGUAGAGGAUGAGGAGCCGAAGCUUUCGACGAAGGCGACAACAGAGAUAGAGGUUAGACAGGAGAAAACGGAAGCUAUGAGACAUGAGAGAGCUUCCCUGCUCCUGGAGAGCAUCGCCGAUGACGAGGAUCUGGAGCACUAUUUCGAGAGGAUCCCUGAACAGGUCGCCGAGGACCGAUCCGCGAUGACCGAAAAAUUGAAGCAGUUGUUGUCGGAACAAGCUGGACUGCAGAGGAAAAACAGGCUGCUGGAGAUCUGGACCCUGAAGCACAUGAAGAAGGCAGAUCGGAAGAUGGCUCCCAGUGACAUGACCAAGAGACAGGAUGAGUCUGAACGGCACUACCGGGUGUUUCUGGCCAGGUAUAGUCUCCAGGUGGAUAAACUCGUCCAGAUUGAAAUUCAAACGCGAGCCGAGCUGGAGGACUACGAGCUGAAGGCCACCAGGGCUAGGGAAAAGGACCAGGUCACCUUCGACGAGCUCGUAGAGCGACAGAAGUCCGUCGGAGUUGGAUUGGUGUUCGCAGCAUCCGGCAGGAAGUUGUCAGAAAAGGCGGUGGUUGAGAUGAUUCGCCGACAGACCUCCAGGAGGAACCUGCUUGUGCGCAACAGGAUUUCAUACAUCUUACAGCGGCACCAACUCGAGGAAAUGCACGCGCAGCUGCGCAGCCUGGAGACCCUGGGCGAGGGGAUGACCACCAUGGACUACGAGGAGCUGAAGGUCCGGCUGAUGGCCAACAAGCAGAAGCUCGACGAGCGGGACCACGACCUUGAGAAGUUGCGAUACAAAUUUGACCAGCUGGUGCACACCAUCGCUCACAUGCGCGAGAAGGAGGUGGCCCUGACCUGGGACAUCGUCGACGAGGAGACGGUGCUCGACAGAUACCGUCAAAUUGUCGAAAAGUCCCGAGAAGAGGUUGGCUGCCUGCAUCGCUCUCUAGCCAAGGUGCGACAACUGCACCUGGAGAAGAGGAACGAAGCCGGGUUCCUGGUGACCCUACCGGUGCUGUGGGAGAUGGAGAGGACCAUGAAGGAGCUGGACGCCCUGAAGAGCGACGUUCAAAGAGUCCAGGAAGAGGUGGAGCGGUACUCCUUGAAGGAGACCAGGGGAAAGACGAGUCAAAGAACCGCCGCCAUGAUACCCACACCGAGGAAAUUCAAGACAUCCUUUUUUCUGACUGGCCGGUGA